GCCCGUCGUCGUAGAAGAACCCAUCCGCCGUGGUUGAGGUGCACACUGAUCUUGCUCGGGAGCUUGGUGGAGGUUCUCGUUUUCUCCAUCAAAUUUACACCUUUUUUCCAUCUAAUUUUCAAUAGCUUUCACUAUUUAUCCAUAUUCAUUCCUUUAUUUUCGGCGGUGGCGACCACUCGUCUGUGCAUCUAGGGUUUUUUCUUCGAAUUAGGGUUUCCCGUUAAUCUGUGCAGCCAUGUCUGUGACGGCGGGCGUCAGCGACACGGUAAUCGCAAUCAGGGACAAGCUGAGGGGAAAAAUCGGGCAGACGAAGGUAAAGCGUUACUGGCCCGGAAAGGCGCCCGAGUGGGCGGACGACAAUGACGAAGCUGGCGACAUCCGCACGUCGGGCCUCGAGAAGGCCUUCCCCAGACACGAAGGCCCCGACGCCGGCGUUGUCCGUAAGGACGACCCCAGGCUGCGCCGCCUGGCGCAGAGCAGGGCCGAGAACCGAGACGAGGUCCGGGAGGACCACCGGCGGAUCCGGCAGGCGGAAAUCGUGUCAACGGCGGAGGAGGAGACCCAGCGGCUGGAUGGCAUGGACAUAGAGGAGGAGGAGGAGGAUGUCCUAGAGGAGCGGAGGCGGAGGAUCCGGGAGAAGCUCCUCCAGCAGAGGCAGCAGGAGGAGGCGGAGCUCUCGCCGGAGGAGGAAGAGGAGGUCGAAGAGGAAGAGGAGGAGGAGGAAUCCGAGUACGAGACAGACUCCGAUGAGGAAAUGCCCGGCAUAGCCAUGGUGAAGCCUGUUUUCGUCCCGAAAUCAGAGAGGGACACCAUAGCCGAGCGAGAGCGGCUCAAGGCCGAGGAGAAGGCGCUGGAGGAGGCCGUGCAGAAGAGGCUGGAAGAGAGAAGGAAGGAGACCAAAGAGAUUGUCGUGGAGAAGAUCAAAGAGGAUCUCGAGAUCCAGAAGAAUCUUGAGCUGGAAGCUAAUGUUUCCGAUGUGGACACGGAUGACGAUGUGAAUGAGGCUGAUGAGUACGAAGCCUGGAAGGCCCGGGAGAUUGCUAGGAUCAAGAGGGACAGAGAGGAUCGGGAGGCCAUGCUUAAGGAGAAGGAGGAAAUAGAUAAGGUGAGGAACAUGACUGAGGAGGAGAGGAGGGAAUGGGAGAGGAAGAACCCGAAACCCAGCAAGCAGACCAAACAGAAGUGGAAGUUCAUGCAGAAGUACUACCACAAAGGUGCCUUCUUCCAGACGAACCCAGACGAUCACGCGGGGACUGCUGGUGCUGACGGCAUCUACACGCGCGACUUCUCGGCCCCAACUGGUGAGGAUAAUAUGGAUAAGUCGAUUUUGCCCAAGGUUAUGCAGGUGAAGCACUUUGGCCGGAGUGGAAGGACGAAGUGGACUCAUCUUGUCGAGGAGGACACGACCGAUUGGAAUAAUCCAUGGACCUACAAUGAUCCUCUUCGUGAUAAGUACAAUAAGAAGAUGGCUGGGAUGGAUGCACCCAUAGCAAGACCUAAAGGGAGCAAAAAGUUGAAAGAUUGGGAAUCACGUUAAACGUCAUAUGGUGUGAAGAUGGAUGUAUACCAAAAAGAGAACCAACUACUCUGCAGGAGAAGACAGGGAGUUGAUCGUGCAAGCUGAUCUAUGCAUAUCAUGUGUAUCAAUAACUUACAAGUCCUAAUCUCCAUGCUCUUUGAAGGCUGUAUGUUCUGUAUUAAUGACGUCUCGUCUGAACUGGUUUAGAGUCGAUCUUUUGAUGGAUGGCCCUGAUAUAUGUUUUUCUGCUGUUUUAUGCAUUUGUAUUCUAUGUUCGGCAGUUUGAUUUACUUGUUUUUUUUCAACUGUGUUACAUGAUAUCUCGAAUUAUAAAGGAAUGAUGAUAUUGGCCUAAAGGACAAUGGUGGCUGCAGCAUAGCUUUAUUGUUCUUGAAAUGUUAUUGGUUUUAUAUUAUUUACCAGUAAUAUUUUGCGUGGUGCAUUUUGGUUGGUUGGUUGGUUGGUACAGGGGUUGUGUUUGGGUGGUGCCGAGUGUCGGAUCAUGGGCUGUUGUCCGGGGUGAUCCGUUUGGAAGGAAGGUUACCUUGUUGCUUCGGCCAAGAUAGUCAUAGCCUGCUGAGUUAAGGAGUUUGGAGUUUCUAAAUUCGGGUACAAGCUUUGAUUUUGUCUUUCAUGGGGUUAUCUUCGGCUGUUGUUUUUUCUAAGGUGGUCAGGUUUUCGAGGUCAGUAUUGAGGAGGGCUUUAUUGUAGCGAAUAUGUGUGUGUUGGGUUUUUUGUGUUUCACUUUUAGUUUAUUGUAUUUCAGAUGCGUUCGGUUU
This is a messenger RNA of Striga asiatica, 2298 nucleotides long. The record is from the annotation of a GenBank genome assembly. NCBI's taxonomy places the organism in Eukaryota, Viridiplantae, Streptophyta, Magnoliopsida, Lamiales, Orobanchaceae.